GGAGGCACAUCACUUGGGUUUGUCGAGCCCCUUUCAGCACAGUGAGACAACUACAGCAGAUCUUUGAACACCAUGUGGAAGGCAGCACUCUUAACCCUGUGUCUCUUGGUGGCAUUGGUAGACAGGGUGCAGCCAAAUGAAGGCCAUUCCUCUUUCUACGGAAUGAAGCUGUGUGGAAGAGAAUUUAUACGUGCUGUCAUUUUUACCUGUGGGGGUUCUCGCUGGAGGAGAAGCAUUGGAGACUCAGCUCUUAUUGGAGACGAGGCUUUUGACCAAUGGAAUGUAAAUCAUUUCCCUCACAUGGCCAGUGAGCAGGAUCCUGCGCAAUCCAACGUAUGGAAGGAUCAGUCAUUUGAUGUUGCAUCUGUGGCUGCUGGAUUCAGCCGCUCGGCUCGCUCACCAAUCUCGGAGGAGGUCCUGGAGGCUCUUCGAAGUGCAGAUAGGAAAGGACGGGAUGUAGUGCUGGGACUGUCCAAUGCCUGCUGCAAGUGGGGCUGCAGCAAGAGUGAAAUAAGCUCCUUGUGCUAAACAUUGUCCACUCCCUCAUGCAGCACUCUACUUUUUUACAUCAAGGUCAUAAAUUGUGAGACUAUAUGUUUUUUCGACAAA
This is a messenger RNA of Phyllopteryx taeniolatus (common seadragon), 609 nucleotides long. It is a transcript of the gene rln3b, whose product is annotated as relaxin 3b. The record is from RefSeq and is a predicted model, not a curated record. NCBI's taxonomy places the organism in Eukaryota, Metazoa, Chordata, Actinopteri, Syngnathiformes, Syngnathidae. The coding region runs from base 73 to 528 and encodes 151 amino acids. The transcript is spliced from 2 exons. Gene Ontology annotation, cellular component: extracellular region. Gene Ontology annotation, molecular function: hormone activity.